AUGGGUUACGAGGUCGAGGCAAAAAUUAUUAAAGUUUAUGCAAACAUGUUACUGUCUAAACUGGUAGAUAGAAAAGCAAAGAGAUUUGGAACUUGUGAGGAGGCAAGCUUCAAAAUAAAAAGAGAACUCAAUGAGCCCAUCAUACAAAAGAGAGUAAAUAACAUGAUUGAUACCCUAGACAAAAAAUAUGGAGGUGAAGCAUCUGGUGCCACUGCUUCCACCGGUACAAGUGAACAAACAUGGGCCAAAUCAAACAAAGAUGAAGAACAAACAAGAGAAAAUAAGAAAAUGUCAAAGGCAAAACCCAAGGGUACUGCAUCCAGCAAGCCAACAACAUACACAAAAGAAAAUGAUUCAGAUACUCCUACAUCUUCCCCCAUUAAAGGGAAAUGGAAAACAACCCUGGCUAUUGAGAAAGAGCAUGGGAUAAAACCACUCAUGAAAGUGCAACAUGAUUUAGAUUUUGAUCAAGCUUCACCAGUGGUGGAAGCAUGUAUUCAACACUUUAAAAUAAGGAAUAGAAUAGGGAGAGUGGUUGUAGGAGAAAUUGAAGUUGUACAUGAAGAGGGUGUUGCAUUGUGGAAAACAAUCAUGAGCCAGCAAAAGGAAGCUGAAGAAGAAAUAGCAAAGAGAACAAAACAGGACCAAGGUGCAACUGCCUUUGACAAAGAGAAAGGUAAAGAAAAAGACUCUGCUGAAGGUUUUGAUGUUUUCACAAUUGAGGAUAUCAUAGGUAAUGUUGUGUUAGAUAUUCCUAAUCUGACAAAGGAUGUUGAGCAACCGGUCAAACCCAAAUCAACUGUUGAUAUUGAUGUUACACCGAAAAAAGGUGCAGAGGAAGAAAAUAAAGUGGAAAGUAAGAAAUCAGUGGUGGACACUCCUCUGGUAAAAAGGAAGUUAGAUUUAGAAAAGGAGAGUGAAAAGAAGAAAGCAAAACUCACCACCACAGCCAGCUCCGAGGUUGAGGCUGAAGAAAAGGAAGAAGAAAUAGAGGAGGAAGAAGAGGAAGACUCUGUAAUCGGCAUAUAG
Molecule: messenger RNA, 1029 nt
Organism: Cryptomeria japonica (Japanese cedar)
Lineage: Eukaryota; Viridiplantae; Streptophyta; Pinopsida; Cupressales; Cupressaceae
Product: DEK domain-containing chromatin-associated protein 4-like
Exons: 3
Coding region: 1-1029 (342 amino acids)
Source: RefSeq, a predicted model, not a curated record